AUGGCACAUUGCUGGUGGAUCGGGCUGCGCGAAAAUGAAAACUACGAGAAAAUCCUUUCGUCGAUCAAAGAUGUCAGCAUAGAAGAUUCCGAUACCGAAAUCCCCGGUUUCAACGUCCUCCAUCUGCUGCCGGCCAACCUGGGCAGAUUCUAUAGAUACAACGGCUCACUGACCACCCCUCCUUGCUUCCAGACGGUGAACUGGACUAUAUUCAAUGAGUCGAUUACAGUAUCAAGGACACAGCUGGCCACCCUGGAGGACACGCUGAAGGCCGACCGCGACCGGCACCUGUCCAAGAACUUCCGAGCGCCCCAGCGUCUUCACGGGCGCCGCGUGCUGUCCUCUUUCGGCGCUUUGCCGGACGCCAGGGGCCGUCGCGUGAACCCCCCUUUUUCAGCAGACGUUGAUUCGGCAAACAACGGCGUGCCAGGGAACGAACGAGUUGGUGCUGAUGGUGGGUUUACCAGAGGUGAUGUCUUGGCCACGGCAUUCGGAGUCCUCUUUUUUGUCACUCUCCUGUCUUUCAUGGUAUAUGCUUUUCAACAACAGAAAAAAUACUCAAGGUUCAAAAAGGAUGCAAGACAGAAUGUAAUUUAUCAACAAGCUACCAAAGAAGAUAUAUAA
Molecule: messenger RNA, 624 nt
Organism: Scleropages formosus (Asian bonytongue)
Lineage: Eukaryota; Metazoa; Chordata; Actinopteri; Osteoglossiformes; Osteoglossidae
Product: carbonic anhydrase 9-like
Exons: 8
Coding region: 1-624 (207 amino acids)
Cellular component (GO): plasma membrane
Molecular function (GO): zinc ion binding; carbonate dehydratase activity
Source: RefSeq, a predicted model, not a curated record